Messenger RNA from Bubalus bubalis (water buffalo), 2967 nucleotides. RefSeq names its product cathepsin C (gene CTSC). The record is from RefSeq and is a predicted model, not a curated record. Gene Ontology annotation, molecular function: cysteine-type endopeptidase activity. The transcript has 4 exons. Gene Ontology annotation, cellular component: lysosome. The coding region runs from base 84 to 497 and encodes 137 amino acids. Lineage: Eukaryota; Metazoa; Chordata; Mammalia; Artiodactyla; Bovidae.
GGCGCGCGCGGCCGCGGUGGCUGCAGUCCCGCCCGGUUCGCCGCGGCUCUCUGUCGCCCCCGCUUCCUCCCGGCUCUGCCGGCAUGGGUCCCUGGCCCGGCUCGCGGCUCGCCGCGCUCUUGCUGCUCGUCUGUGGCGCUGGCUCCGUGCUCGGGGACACGCCUGCCAACUGCACCUACCCCGACCUGCUGGGCACCUGGGUCUUCCAGGUGGGCCCCAGCGGCUCCCAGCGCGAUGUCAACUGCUCGGUGAUGGGACCCCCAGAAAAAAAAGUGGUUGUGCACCUCAAGAAGUUGGAUACAGCAUAUGAUGACUUGGGCAAUUCCGGCCAUUUCACCAUCAUUUACAAUCAAGGCUUUGAGAUUGUGUUGAAUGACUACAAAUGGUUCGCCUUUUUUAAGGAUGUCACUGAUCUUAUCAGUCAGUUUUUCAUGCAACUGGGAACUGUGGGGAUGUAUGAUAUUCCACAUCUGAGGAACAAACUGGUUAUUAAAUAGAGCGUCUGUUGAGCGGCUCUUUUAAAACCACAGCCGAAAACAGACUUUGGGGCUAAGAGGCGCAGUGGACCUGCCUCCCUCUAACAGCUAGCAGAGGCCUCUAGCAGCUGCAGUCCCUCUGGAGUCUCUAAGGGCACCUAACACGCAGAGGAGUCCUGGUACCUACCUCCGAGGCAGCUGCCCUCCGAACGUUUCCUUGGAAAGCAGCCACCGCCAUUUUGGACUGUGAGCAACCAAAGACCAAGCAGGAAAAAGGAGAAAGUUCUGCAAGUCUUAGGUGGCUUUAUCCUUCGGCCUUUGAAUGAAAGGAAUGAUAUGCAACACAAGGGUUUUUUGUUGUUUUUGUAUUUUUUUUCUCUCUUGAAUGUUCUUUUGUUGAAGAGCUUUUUUUUCAAACUGCUUAGGACUUGAAUUAUUUGUUGUAUUUUGUGCAGAUUUUACUCACAGUUAAAAUGGUCUUCCCACGUGCCUUCUCUUUCUCUAAUGACCUUGAGGAACUCCAACACGUGUUAUAAGAAGAAAAUCAAGCUUCAGAAUAUCUUGAGAUGCACAGAUGCAUUAUGGGAGGGAAGAUGGUCCCAGGGAAGACAUGUUUUGGCGGAGGGGGCUUUCUGAGAUAAGCUGAACUGCUGAAGGGUCCCUUUUUGCAGAUCAUGGAUCUGCAGUGCCCCUGUCCAGAAAGAUGGUAUGAUUAAUACAUUUGGGGUAGGGGGGGCUGUAUUUUUUUACUUAGAUGCCAGUCUUGUGCUAAGAGCUUAACAUGGUUUACCUUACAAAUGUCCUGUGAAGUAGAUAUUACUAGCUUCAGUUUUCAGGUAGGGAGAAUUACUCUCAUACAGUGCUUAAGCUCACACAGCUUCUAUUUUUUUUUUUUUAAUUUUGUUAUUUUUUUAAAUUUCUUUGGCCAUGCUUGUGGCAUCUUAGUUUCCCCACCAGGAAUCAUACCCACACUCCCUGUACUGAAGUGUGGAGUCUGCAUCACUGGACCACCAGGGAAGUCCCACCCAGCUUCUAAUUGUAAAGUGAUAUGGGCUAUUUGUCAAGUUUGUUUCAGAAAAAAAUACUGGUACUUCAAGUCACAUUUGGGCAGAUUUUCUGGUGAAUCCCAAAUGUUAGCUCAAUGCACCGCAUUGCUCUUGUUAAAAUUUUAGGAGAAGAACUGGCCUGAAGCUUAGAUUUCCUUACCAAAUCAGGCUACUCAUUUUCUUUCCUAAGCCUAGGUCCCUUUAUUCAAGACAAAAUUUACUUUCUUCUUCCUUUUAUAGUUCUCCAAAUUGAAGGAGAGUUUUAUAAGUUCUGAAUUAAGUACCCUUGCCAAGCUAACUUCUCUUAAUUAAGUUGUUGUUCAAAGCCAUUGCUGCCUUUUAGUUCUUUCCUGCUACACAAUGGACUGGUUUCCUCCUCAGUUGUGUAGAGCUGAUUAAACAUCAGCCUUAGCAAACCAGAAACAUGGUUUCAAUUCCGAUUUCCUGGGAGGACUUUUCUGCAUCCCUUGAAUUACUCCUUGAGUGGAGAAAUCUUUCUCUAGAUGGUAGGUUGUCAUCAUUACUUUAUUGGUUCAGAUAAUUAUGUCAUUUGAGAGGCACUAAUCUGCUGUUCUGGAAAGGUUGUAUCUUAUAAACACUAAGGAACAGUACAUCCAACUCCUACCUGGAUACUUUCUUCCAUCCUGAUAAUUCUGUAUCACUCAGGUUCUUGGUGCCACAUCUGUGCAGUUCCCCAGCUCUCUCCAUUACUGGGAGGGAUGCCAUUAUGUUGGUUCCAGUUGUACUUGACAGGCAUCUCUGACCUGGUAGUACUCAUUCUGCUGUAAAAGGAAUGACUUGAGCAUGUCAUCUACUUCUAGACUGAAAGCCUGUAUAUCUUCAGAUUCUAAUGCAUGUAGAACUUUAUCUGGGAACUUUGGAAGAUUAUCCACAUUUCUCUAGUCUUUUCAGAGACUUCAGAAGUAAUACCAGCUUUCAAAAAACUAAUUCUGUAGGGUUCUAGAAGCACAAAUCAGGAAUGGUGCUGGUGCUAUGUUUAUAUUUUUGGUGUUCUGUUCUAAAAAAUAUGUUACAUGCCUCCAGUGUUCUGUAAGAGUUGUAUAUUUUCAAACUGACUGGAUGUAAAUACUGACAAAGCAACAAAUGUGUAUAUAUUUAGCAAGGCAUUUAAAAUCACCCCUACCAAAGUGGUUUUUUUCCCAAAGUGGUUUCUUUGAGUAACUUUGCAUUUAAUGUUUGUUUUGAUUAUAGAAGACUUGGGUACAAAAUUGCAGGUAUCUGUGUUAGAAGUACCCAUAAUAGAUGACUGCUUAGCAUUCUCUGUUGUAAUUGCCUGUUUGUCCUUUCCUCUGAUUUUUAAACCCCUUGAGGGCAGUGAUCAACUCUGUGUUACUGACCUUUUUAUUCCGUAUGUAUAGCACACUAUGUGAUAAAUAAUAGACCUUCAAUAAAUAUUUGUAAAAAAAAAAGAAAAUUGAAUAAUA